UCAAGUUUAUCCUCACUGCAAAACAGUUCUCCUCUCCUGAUACCAUGAGCUACUACAGUGGCUACUCCGGAAGCCUGGGCUACGGCUAUGGUGGCUUUGGAGGCCUGGGCUGUGGAUGUAACAGCAUCCGCAGACUGGGCUGUGGCUGUGGCUCUGGAAGCUAUGGAUAUGGCUCUGGCUUCGGAGGCUUCGGAGGCUUCGGAUAUGGCUCUGGCUUUGGAGGCUACGGAUACGGCUCUGGCUACGGAGGCUAUGGAUAUGGCUGUGGCCGCCCUUCAUGCUGUGGAGGAUAUGGUUUCUCCAGCUUCUACUGAGUGAACUGCUGAUCUUCAGACUAUCAUCAUUAUUUUGUCCAUCUUUAGAGAGGAAAACACUCUCUUUGUUAUAGAGAAGACAUCUAUGGCUUAUUGAACUCCUGCUCUGGAAAGAACUGGCUUUCAAUUACUCUGGAAGAAUCUAUAAUCUUCCCAUCGAAUUUAUGGCUUCAUUUGUUAUAUUCAGUCAAUAACAUUGUUACAGAUGUGCAUGAUCUAUAUUUUAAAAUCAUCAUUAAUAAACAUGUUUAACU
Messenger RNA from Mus caroli (Ryukyu mouse), 568 nucleotides. RefSeq names its product keratin-associated protein 16-3. The record is from RefSeq and is a predicted model, not a curated record. Lineage: Eukaryota; Metazoa; Chordata; Mammalia; Rodentia; Muridae.